AUGCGGUGAAGAACCUGUAUUUUCCCCUGUGUGUGUUAUAGUGCGUUUAAAAAAUGGGGUUUGGAGGUGACCUGAAAUAUUCUCAUGAUGCUUUAUUAAAACUGCAAGACUGGGAACUACGACUGCUGGAAACAGUGAAGAAAUUUAUGGUAAUGCGAGUAAAAAGUGAUAAGGAGUAUGCCUCCACUUUACAGAAUCUUUGUAAUCAAGUAGAUAAAGAGAGCACUUGUCAGUUGGAUUACAUCAGCAAUGUGUCCAAGUCUUGGUUGCUUGUGGUACAACAAACAGAACAGCUAAGCAAAAUAAUGAAGACGCAUGCAGAGGAUCUUAAUUCUGGGCCUUUGCAUAGACUUACAAUGAUGAUUAAAGACAAGCAGCAAGUGAAGAAGAGUUACGUAGGUGUUCAUCAACAAAUUGAAGCAGAGAUGUACAAGGUCACAAAGACAGAACUAGAGAAAUUAAAAUCUAGCUAUAGACAACUAAUAAAAGAAGUAAAUUCUGCCAAAGAUAAGUAUAAAGAAGCUGUGGCUAAAGGAAAGGAGACUGAGAAAGCCAAAGAUCGCUGUGAUAAAGCCACCAUGAAGCUUCAUAUGUUGCAUAAUCAGUAUGUGUUGGCACUGAAAGGAGCACAGUUACAUCAGCACCAGUAUUAUGAUUCCACACUUCCUCUGUUACUUGAUUCACUACAGAAGAUGCAAGAAGAAAUGAUUAAAGCUCUAAAAGGAAUCUUGGAUGAGUAUAGCCAGAUCACCAGUCUUGUAACAGAAGAAAUUGUGAAUGUCCAUAAAGAGAUCCAGACCUCAGUUGAACAGAUAGACCCUAACACUGAGUAUAAUGACUUCAUAGAUACUCACAGAUCAUCAGAAGUUGUUGAACAAGAAAUAGAGUUUGAUACAUCUUUAUUAGAAGAAAAUGAAAACCUUCAAGCUAAUGAGAUCAUGUGGAAUAAUCUAACAGCAGAAAGUUUACAAGUCACGUUGAAAACCGUAAUAGAAGAACUGAUUCAGACACAACAGACCCUUUUGUGCAAAGAGGAACUUGUGUUGGAACUGGAGAAAAAAAUAGAAGAGUCUUCUAAGACUUGUGAAAAGAAAUCUGAUAUUGUACUCUUACUGAGCCAAAAACAAGCACUGGAAGAACUUAAGCAAACAGUUCAGCAAUUAAGAUGCUCUGAAGCAAAAUUUGCAGCCCAGAAAGAACUACUGGAACAAAAGGUUCAAGAGAAUGAUGGGAAAGAGCCACCACCUGUAGUGAACUAUGAAGAAGAUGCCAGAUCAGUUACUUCUGUGGACAAGAAGGACAAAGUCUCAAGAUUUGACACUAUACGUCAUUCUAUAGCUGGAAUUAUAAGGUCUCCAAAAUCAAUGUUGGGUUCAUCAUCAUUUUUUGAUGUAAUUUCAACCACUGAGAAACCAUUGGCUGAGCAAGACUGGUAUCAUGGCGCAAUUCCAAGAAUAGAAGCACAGGAGCUGUUAAAACAGCAAGGAGACUUCUUGGUGCGAGAGAGCCACGGGAAACCUGGUGAAUAUGUCCUUUCUGUGUUUUCAGAUGGACAACGGAGACACUUUAUCAUACAAUAUGCUGAUAAUCAGUACCGUUUUGAAGGAACUGGGUUUCCAACUAUUCCUCAGCUCAUAGAACAUCAUUACACAACAAAGCAAGUUAUUACAAAGAAAUCAGGUGUUGUUCUGCUGAAUCCUGUUGUUAAGGAUAAGAAAUGGGUUCUCAAUCAUGAAGAUGUCACACUGGGAGAAUUACUGGGCAAAGGUAAUUUUGGUGAGGUGUAUAAGGGAACAUUAAAGGAUAAAACUCCUGUUGCUGUAAAAACUUGUAAAGAAGAUCUUCCUCAGGAACUGAAAAUAAAAUUUCUUUCAGAAGCCAGAAUACUCAAACAAUAUGAUCAUCCUAAUAUUGUAAAACUUAUAGGAGUUUGCACACAACGACAACCUAUUUAUAUUGUUAUGGAACUUGUUCCAGGAGGUGAUUUCUUGUCCUUUUUAAGAAAAAAGAAGGAUGAGCUCAAAACCAAACAGUUGGUGAAAUUUUCAUUAGAUGCUGCUUCCGGUAUGGCAUAUCUGGAAUCUAAAAAUUGUAUACAUAGAGACUUGGCUGCAAGAAAUUGCUUGGUAAGUGAAAGCAACAUUCUGAAAAUAAGUGACUUUGGAAUGUCCCGUCAAGAGGAUGAUGGAGUAUACUCAUCAUCUGGCCUAAAGCAGAUUCCUAUCAAGUGGACUGCUCCAGAAGCUCUCAACUACGGAAGGUACACAUUUGAGAGUGAUGUAUGGAGCUUUGGAAUCCUCUUAUGGGAGACCUUCAGUUUAGGGGUGUGUCCAUACCCUGGAAUGACCAACCAACAAGCAAGAGAACAAGUUGAGAAAGGCUACCGAAUGUCAGCACCACAAAAAUGUCCAGAAGAAAUAUAUAAAAUAAUGCAGAGGUGCUGGGACUACAAACCAGAAAACCGCCCAAAAUUCAGUGAGAUUCAGAAAGAGCUAUCUUCAAUCAAAAAGAAAGUAACAUAGUGAUAAACAAGUGCCAAACUCCAUGUGUGGGACUUUAUUUCCCAGUGAAGUAAUUUUUCUCCCUGAAACACUAUGCAUUUAUACAACCUUAUUUGCAAUACUCUUCUAGGAUUAUUUGAAAUUAACUGGUUUUUUGUAUACAUGUGUACCAUCUCAGAUGAUGUCUACACCUCCAUUAAAGAUAUAUACUGCAAAAUGCUAGAUAUCCAGUCACAAUAAUAUUGUCAUUUAGGUUACCUGGAAAUAGACGAGCACAUACUAUAGAUUUAAAGGCCUGUGGCUUCUGUUUUACAGCAAGUAGCUGCUAGUGACAUUU
This is a messenger RNA of Dryobates pubescens (Downy woodpecker), 2838 nucleotides long. RefSeq names its product FER tyrosine kinase (gene FER). The transcript is spliced from 18 exons. The record is from RefSeq and is a predicted model, not a curated record. Gene Ontology annotation, molecular function: ATP binding; non-membrane spanning protein tyrosine kinase activity. Gene Ontology annotation, biological process: peptidyl-tyrosine phosphorylation; cell adhesion; regulation of mast cell degranulation. Bases 54 to 2522 code for a protein of 822 amino acids. NCBI's taxonomy places the organism in Eukaryota, Metazoa, Chordata, Aves, Piciformes, Picidae.